Molecule: messenger RNA, 1510 nt
Organism: Monomorium pharaonis (pharaoh ant)
Lineage: Eukaryota; Metazoa; Arthropoda; Insecta; Hymenoptera; Formicidae
Product: dynein heavy chain 9, axonemal-like
Exons: 2
Coding region: 142-510 (122 amino acids)
Source: RefSeq, a predicted model, not a curated record
UAAUAUUAAAAAAAAAAAUUAUUGAUUCAAUUAUCGUAGGUGGAAGAAUUUGACAGAGAACUGGCAAAUAUAUUCGAUCAAGUAUUUUCUGAAUGUCAUAAUACUGAAAUUAUAUUUAAGGUAAUAUGGAUUCUAGGCUCAAUGGCCAACCGACCAAUUAUCAUGGCACAAUUAUGGCACAAUUAUGAGAGGUUACUUCAAAGAAUUCAUGACCAUUUUGAUGAUGUUAAAAUCAUAUUUGACAAUACCUUUAAAGAUUAUAAGGAGGCUGAAUGGAUUGAAACUAAUCAGUAUUUCCCACAUGUCGCUGGUGCAUUGUGUACGUUAACACAAUUGCGACAACGAAUAAACUAUCCGAUGCAAUGUGCGAAAUUAGUUGAUCAUCCCUUGAUAAACCUUAAAAUAGCACGUGAAACCAAACCAAAAUACGAUCAAAUGCAGGUAAUAUAUCACAAAGACCUGGAAAAAGUGAGACAUGAAAAAGCGAUGUUAGAUUUUAUCGUCACUUAACUUGAUUUCUUAAUGUUUUUAUUUGCUUAUAUAAAUGUUCAAUCUAUAAUAUAUAUCUUAAUAAUUAUUGUAACAUCUAUUUAAUUUUAUAAAAUAUAAAACACGUAUCACUUGUCAUUCACUUAUAUGAUUAUUAGUGGCUAAAUUUUUACGAUAUAAAGCAGUUGUUCAAAAGUAAUCAUCUAGAUAAAUAUUAAAAUAUCUUUGAUGUCUAAUGUACUUAUUCAAUUCUCGAAAUUAUGUACGUUAAUGAAAGUGCAUUGUGUUCUCUCAUAAGUCACUCUUGGAUGCAAUGGAACAUAAAAUAUUCACGGACUGGGCCAAUAAGUUAAUCAACAUAAGCAACAUCCAUUUAUCGAAAAGCUUAUUAACGAUAGAUGAGAAUAAGCUGCUCGAUUUAAAUUUUAAUCCGGAACUGACUGCUCUAUUGAGAGAAACUCGCUUUAUGAUAACCAUGAAAAGAACAGACCUACCCGAGGAAGCGAUUCAAUUAUAUUCAAGAACGCAGUAUUUUUUUGAGAGUACUUACAAUCUCAAUUUGAUCAUACAAUGGUAAGUAAACAUAAUUUAUUAAGUAAUGAGACAUAACAAUUCGCAUAUAUGUUUGUUCGAUGGUAGGUACAAUUGGAUAAGGAAUUAUAGUUUGCCUGUGGAAUUUGAAUUGUUGAAGGACGAAAUUGAAAAAGUAGACAAAUUAAUUCAAAUCGGACAAGAGAACUAUAAUUGGAAUUCCCCAGGUAAAAUUCUUAAUUAUGAUGAAUAUUAAUUGUGUGUGUGUAUAAAAAUAGUUAAAUGUUAUGUUAAUGCUUGUAAGAAACAAAAAAUAAUGUAUAAAUUGUUAAAACCUUUGUAAUAUAGAAUCAUUUGUGACACCCACAAUACUUCCGAAUAACUUUUAUUUCAAAUAAUUUUACCAUAUAAUUUUUAUUGCUUCGCAGCAAUAAUCAAUGAUAUAGACAAAUUAAAUUAAUUUUUUAUCUAUUAUAAUACUAUACAGGGU